Messenger RNA from Conger conger (European conger), 1478 nucleotides. RefSeq lists its product as uncharacterized. Bases 375 to 1001 code for a protein of 208 amino acids. NCBI's taxonomy places the organism in Eukaryota, Metazoa, Chordata, Actinopteri, Anguilliformes, Congridae. The record is from RefSeq and is a predicted model, not a curated record. The transcript is spliced from 5 exons.
UGACGCAGCUCCCCAAAGAUUCCCCUGAACCCCGUUAUCCACACUCAGCAACCUGCACUUUUCAUCUUCUCCUCUAGAGGCCACUGUUCAGACUAUUGUAUGCCACUCCUGGUGCUGGUCUUCUGGUGCUCUGAGGGUCCUUCACUUCCUCUGACUGAAGAGGAAAUUCUCUGUGUGUGUGUGUGUGUGUGUGUGUGUAUGUGUAUCUGUGUGUCUGUGCUUUGCUUGGGGUUCAGUGUGUGAGUGAUACUGUGCUGUGGGCAUGUGUGUGUGUGUUUGUGGUGUGUUCGGGUGGGUUCUAAUACAGCCGUUUAGAUUAAGGAAGUCCAGACUGCAGACGGCUUCAGCCAGUGAAACCUUCAUUUCAGAGCAACAUGAGAACCACCGUUAUACUGUUAUAUACCUGUUGGAUUGCAGGUUUGCACAUAUCUUUUACACAGUCAAAGAAACUGAACUGCAUUGUGGGAGAGAGGGUCCAUUUCCAAACUGCAGUGAAGAACGAUGGACAUAUGUACAAAAAUGGCAGUAAGAUUGGCAAGGUGAUUGAAAGCAAAUUCCACAUCAUUAAUGAAAGAUACAGUGACAGACUGCAGUGGGACAAGAGCACAGGACUCUUCUCCCUGUCUGGGCUCAAGAUGGAGGACUCUGGAGCGUAUAAAGUGGAGAACAAUGAUGGGCCACAAACUGUAGACAUAUACCAGCUGACGGUGUACAACCCAGUACCCAGACCUCAGGUGUCCAGCAGGAGCAGGGUGAAACCCAGCUGCAGUGUGCUGUGCUCUGUGGAGAAUGGGAGAGAGCUCACCCUGUCCUGGCACAGAGAGGGGCAGAUACUGUCCUACACCAGCAGCCCCAAUCUCAGCACCCCCCUGUCCCUCCCUCUGGAGAUAGAAGAGAACAGCGCCCCCUACAGCUGCGUGGCUGAAAACCCAGCAAGGAAGGAGAUAGUCCUAGUCAAACCUGCUAUGGUCACUGUUCCCAUGAUGCAGUGCUGUAUGUAAUGUUUGUGUUGAGGCUGGUGGAGUUUGUGUUGGUGACUCUGGCAGUGGUUGUGUUACUCCAUCUGUAUCAUAAAGUUCUCACUCAAAACAGCACUGUGAGAAGAGGCCAGAGAAGAUAUCAGGAAGCAGAUACAGCACUCUAGAUUCACACACACACACACACACCUCACACACUCACACAUAUGUACGCAUAUAUACACACACACAUGCACUCACUGUAUGGGUCAUUUUCUCAAUUGAUUCUUAAUUGACAAUGUGUGUUAACAUAACGACAAUCACAUGAUUACAAAAAACCUUUUAAUUCUGGUCUUACAGCAAGGUCAACAAGGGGUAUUCAGAAGACAAAAUACUGAUAAAUGUUUGUGGCCAACUUCAUGUCUUUUUGUUUUGGUAAAGCCCCCCCUUCUGGAAAAGUGUGUAUAAGAGUCUUACUAUGUCUGAUUCAAAUCAGAAAGCCGGUAAGCUUUCUCACUUUCU